CCCGUGGCCCGGCCCUGCCGCUGCCAGCCCUGCGCACGCCGCCCGCCCGCCCUGCGCAUCAAUCCGGCCGCGAUCCACGCACCAUGAAGCCUCUUCUGCUGGCUCUGCUGGCUGCGGUGCUGUGCGUGGAGAGAGCCCACACGCUCAUCUGCUUCUCGUGCUCGGAUGCCUCCUCCAACUGGGCCUGCCUGACGCCCGUCAAGUGCGGGGAGAAUGAGAACCACUGCGUGACCACCUACGUGGGAGUAGGGAUCGGUGGCAAAUCUGGCCAGUCCAUCUCCAAAGGAUGCUCUCCCAUCUGCCCCAGCGCUGGGAUUAACGUCGGCAUAGCGGCUGCUUCCGUUUACUGCUGCGACUCCUUCCUCUGCAACAUCAGUGGCUCCAGCAGUGUGAAAGCCAACUACACAGUCCUGGCUUUGGGGGUUCUCCUCAGCUUCAUCUACAUCCUCAGGGCUCGGGAGUGAUGGGGCUGGCUGAGGAAGAGCCGUCUUCCACGGGCCGCCGCAGGUCUCGUUAGCCAAUCUCUUCUCUUGUUGCUGUUCUGCAAGGAGCUCCUCUGCUUCUCAGAGAGGUGGUUGCUUCCCAGACUUUUUCUCUGCUCUUCCAGCCUUGGAGACCUGAGGCAAUUUGGCCAAGCUGUUCUCCUCCUUCUUUGGACGUAACCCCCACUGCACUCUCACACCUCUUUGGCAAAGGCGGAUCGUUUUUGGAAGGGUUUCUGCUUUUAUACCUAAUAAUCCCUCCCCUCUCCAUCCCCCACCCUCGUUUCUAAUGUUGAUUCAAACAAAGCUGGGACUUGCCAAGAUCCAAUUAACCCCAGACACCAUCAGGUCAAGAGUUCAGACGUUCCUGCCUCUCACCCCUGCUGAGGUAGGUGCCUGGCACUGGUGUGCUCCAGCACAUGGGGGUGACAUGGGCACUGGGAAUUCAUGACCCAAAGGGAGACACAUUCCCAGCCCCUUUGCAGCUGCAGUCUCUCUUUUUAUAUAUACAUAUAUAUCUAAACCAUCUUGUUUCUUCUGCUCCUGGCCUGACUUCUCUGGAAAAACAAAUGACAUGUACCUUGUCCUCCUGAGCUCUGUAAGUGCCAGACCCCAAUAAACAUGCUCCUGUUGUUACCUGA
Molecule: messenger RNA, 1123 nt
Organism: Colius striatus (speckled mousebird)
Lineage: Eukaryota; Metazoa; Chordata; Aves; Coliiformes; Coliidae
Product: lymphocyte antigen 6E
Exons: 3
Coding region: 84-464 (126 amino acids)
Molecular function (GO): acetylcholine receptor inhibitor activity
Source: RefSeq, a predicted model, not a curated record